AUGGCCCCAAAAUUAGGCAUAUACGCGAAGGAGGCUCGCGUAUGCCAGAAUUGUCAUAAAUCGCAAACCGAAGUCAAGUUGCUGAGCUGCAGUAAGUGCAAGCUGAGCCACUACUGCAGCCGCGAAUGCCAAGUCGCGCACUGGCCGUCGCACAAGGCGCAGUGUAAGCUGAACGCAGAGACGAGAGAAAAGCUGAAGGCACGAUCUAUCGGUGGCGAUCAACCAGACAUCGUCGAGAUCAACCGCAAAUUCAAGGAAUGGCAGCAGAUCUUCCGCCCCCUGUUCCACCACACGCAAUGCAGCGCGCUCGACCUCUUCUCCGACCCGCACCGCGCCUCCACGCACCUCCUCCACGUCGUCCUCACCCUCAACCCGCGCCCGCGCAAGCCGCACAGCGCCGCCUGCGCCUUCCUCGUCCAGGACGUCAUCGUCCUCCCUAUCGACGAGUUCUUCGAGAUGCUCCCGCCGCCCGUGCGUGCGCAGCUCGAGGUCGCGCGUGCCGACCAUCAGGAGCAGACGCGGCAGAUACGCAGGGUGAAUCCCAACGCGCCGGGUAGUGCGCUGAUGAUUGCGACGCUGGAGGGGUACCAUAUUACGAGGUUGAUUCCGGCGAUUUUCGAGGACCCGCCGGCGGAGUAUAGGGAGUACGACCCGGACUGGGAGAUGAUGUUCAGGGAGCAUGUUGCGUUGGGGAAGAGGAUGUGA
Schizophyllum commune H4-8 is the source of this 705-nucleotide messenger RNA. RefSeq lists its product as uncharacterized. Lineage: Eukaryota; Fungi; Basidiomycota; Agaricomycetes; Agaricales; Schizophyllaceae. The coding region runs from base 1 to 705 and encodes 234 amino acids. The transcript has 4 exons. The record is from RefSeq and is a predicted model, not a curated record.